UCAUUUUAUUAUUAAACUUUAGGUAGAGUAGUUACAAAUCAAGGUGGGGUGAAAGGAAGGGAAUUCUGGGAAUGUGUCAAGGUUGUUUCCCCAAUGGGGGAAAAUGGAGUUACUCUUCUUUUUAGUCCAGGUCUGUGAUGGGACCAGGAGAUUUUGCAAUUCUGAUACUAUGGAGAUGCUAUUAUAACAAAGCAGGGAGUGGUCAUCUGGUCGGUUUUGGAUGGUCCUGUUGUAAUGCAGCCGAGGUUGCGUUAGCCCUGCCACUAUGCAGUUUGCCUGUUGGUUUCCCUGUGCUUUCUUUAGCCUACUUCAGGGGAAGGACAUGGCAGGACUAGAAGCCAGAAUCCACUAUCAUCUGAGGUUUGUGAGCCUACCAGGUCUGACAAGAACAAGGGUGGUAGUAAUACUGAUAAGGACAAUGGCCACAAAGUUGCUGAAGACCAGGGUGCUUAUGUUCAGGCACUUGGUGAUAGAGGUGCAGGCUUGGGCCCCAGUCACACUAUUUACUGUCUUUCUGUUCCUAGACUAGAGGAGACCAGCUAGCAAAGGACCCUGGAGAAUGCCAUCUAAGAGUGAAGUGCUCUGACUGGGUCAUCCUCCCUUGCUCACUGCAGCCUCCCUGCUUCAGGUCAGGGACCCUCCCUCCCCUUUCACAUAUGCAGACUGUCCAGGAAUCCUCAGCACUGUCUGCUUGAUGCUAGGUGAUCUUAGUGGGCAUGGGAAGGUUUCCUGAACCCUGGUAGGUUCAGGAAAUCACAGGCGUUUGCUGGGGGACCUAUGGGCAGAAGUAACCAAGGCUUUUGACCUGAGCAGCUCAGAGAAGUUGAGCAGAGGAGGUAUGAAGGAUUUCACCUCUUGCUGAGAAUUUGAGCUGGGAAUACAGUAAGAUACCCUUUAUCAAGCAGGUUCUUGGGCAUAUGAGCCUGGAGUUGGAGAUGGACUUCUUGCUGGAAUAUACAUUGAGUCCUUGGCACAUACAAGCAUCUGAGCCAACCAGAGAUGGAGGAUGGCAUGAGGAAGUCAUUCCACUCACAUUUUAGGAUUGAGAGGAAAGACUAACAGGCCAAAGAGACUGAGGGGACUGUCUGCCAAAGAGCUAGAGGAAGUGUCCAUCACAGGGGCUGGGGAGGGUUUCCUGCUGUCUGUGGUGGAAGGGAGGGAGGCAGGCUCCCUCACUGUCCCUUUUAGCCCAUUUUCUCCUUAGCAUUCAUCUCUAGCAAGAUAUAUCUUUGCUCUCCCCACUCUGAUCUCUGAGUUCUGGAGAUGGAAGACUGUAGUGUCAGCAGCUCUGGUUCUCAGGAGGGAGCUUUGGCCCUUCCCUGAAACUGAAGCAGUGUCAUAUCCACUCAGCCCCAGGGCCCACCAAGGGACGAUCUGCAGCCAAUACCCUCAGCAGCCUUUCGUGGAUAGUGAGGACAGCAGGGGGCUCUGGUGGGUGGUCUGAAGCCUCUGCCCAUGUGGCAUUGCAGUCUUUGAUGGGGUCUUCUGAGAGGGGUGGGGGACACUAGGGUGCAAGGGCGGGCCUCACUACUUGGCAGGCUGAGGCUGUAAUUUGUGUUAUAUAUAGCGAGUGGAGCUGGCCAGUCAGGGAGGGUGGUGUGGGUCUAUAAGCAGGUCCGGUGCUCAGAGAGCACAAGUCUCAGGAAGACACGGCGCUGGAACCCAUGGAUACUUCAUACCCCCGUGAAGACCCCCGGACCCCAUCACCCCGCAAGGCUGAUGAUGCUGCCCACACAGCCCUCCCCAUGGGGGUUACUGGCCCUACACCACGUGACCACCUGCUCUGGUCAGUCUUCAGCACGCUCUACCUGAACCUGUGCUGUCUCGGUUUCCUGGCGCUGGUGCACUCCGUCAAGGCCCGAGACCAGAAGGUGGCUGGGGACCUGGAGGCUGCACGGCGGUAUGGCUCCAAAGCCAAGUGCUACAACAUCCUGGCUGCGAUGUGGACCUUGGUGCCUCCACUGCUGCUCCUGGGGCUGGUGGUGACUGGUGCUUUGCACCUGUCCCGGCUGGCCAAAGAUUCUGCAGCCUUCUUCAGCACCAAGUUUGAAGACGGGGACUAUGACUGACAGACUGAGUUCUGACCCUGUCCUGAACCCAGGACAACUCCAGGGCAUUGACCCCACGGGCUCAACACCAGCUCUAGGGAGUUCUACCCUAAUGUAGGGCCUUGAUCCAGGCCCUACCAUGACACCAAAGGCUACUCCCUUGUCUACCAUGGACACUCAAUGCUGACCCAUUCCGACCCCAUGGACCUCACCCCUAACAUUGAGGGUCCUCAGUAUCUGGCUCUGUCCCUUUCUUCUCACUUACUAGGCAGACCCUCCAUUCAUAAUUAAAAGUGACAGGUUCCAGAAAUGCCUUGAUGCCUUCUUCCUGGUUGCAGUGGGGUAGGGAGUCCAUGUACCAAAUCCUCUGGCCAACCCCCAGUCACCCUGUUCUGUCUGCCUAUCUGUCUCUGAGUGUCCCCUUUGCUUAGCUACAGGGCAGUCUGUGGCUUCUGGGGUGGAGGAGCCUAAGUAUUUUAGGAUGCAGUUUUAGAAUUCAUGCCUUUGAUCUCUAUUGCCUUGUGGGUUGAUGGCCUGUGUCCCAGAACAUGUGAGGGCGUAUCCUGACUCCCCAUGUGCCACAGCGGUCUUCUCCCCUCUUAGAUCAGUGAAGAUUGUAGGGAAGGCAGGCAGGGGGCCAUUUUCUAUGUGGGGAUGGACACUGAACUCACAUAUACACAGGGCAGCAACACCAUCCACAUACAGAGAGACAUACAGCCUUCUCUCCUCCUUUCCUCUCUCACACACCUAUCUGUUCAGAGACAGACAGACGGCGGAUGUGGUAACUCCUGAACCAUCAGUGGACUAGAUGCAUGUUCUCACAUUAUUUCUUCUCCCUUAUGCAUCUCAUGCCCCCAGCAUCCACAGAAAACCAAGCAUAAUCAUGCAUAUACAUAUCACACACACACACACACAC
Messenger RNA from Nannospalax galili (Upper Galilee mountains blind mole rat), 2964 nucleotides. RefSeq names its product interferon induced transmembrane protein 5 (gene Ifitm5). The record is from RefSeq and is a predicted model, not a curated record. The coding region runs from base 1665 to 2069 and encodes 134 amino acids. Lineage: Eukaryota; Metazoa; Chordata; Mammalia; Rodentia; Spalacidae. Gene Ontology annotation, cellular component: plasma membrane. Gene Ontology annotation, biological process: bone morphogenesis; bone mineralization. The transcript is spliced from 2 exons.